AUGUCAUGCCCUGAAACAAUUCGACUUCAAUGUCGGAAACAAAUUUUGACAUCGCAUACUUCUGGUUUGGCACCAGGCUACUUACAAGCCAAUCUUUUGAUUCUUCCCGGGGAUAUUGCCGAAGACUUUUCAAGGUUGUGUGCACGGAAUCCUGUUCCUUGUCCUUUACUUGCUGUCACUGAUGGUACGCCAAAAAAGUUGAAUAGUAGCAUCUUAAUAAAUGCAGAUUCUGAUCAAGGGUUCGAUAUUCGCACAGAUUUCCCUCAGUACCACAUCUAUUACAAAGGCAAGCUACAAAGCAAGGCCAAUGAUUGUUUAAAGGAAUGGAAAGAUGGGUACGUUGGAUUCUUGAUAGGAUGCUCUUAUUCCUUUGAAAAUGCACUAAUUGAGGCCGGAGUACCUCCAAAGAACAUAUCAGAGGGAAGAAACGUUUCGAUGUUCAAAACCAAUAGAAUCAUGGAUCCAGCAGGCAUAUUUAUAGAUUGCCCUUACGUUGUUAGCAUGCGUCCCUACAAAAAAGAAUGUAUAGCCAAAGUCAGAGAAGUUACCGCAAAAUAUAAUCUAACCCACGGCGAGCCAAUAGAUUGGGGAUUUGAUGGGGCAGCAAGACUUGGUAUCGAAAACUUACAAAUGCCAGACUACGGAGAUCCAAUUGAAUUUGAUGCUGACGAGAUUCCAGUCUUUUGGGGAUGCGGUGUAACACCACAACUUGCAGUUGAAAAAAUUGGGCAUCUUAUUGAAGGUCCUGUCGUUUCUCACGCACCUGGAUCUAUGUUAGUUCUUGAUGUUACCUAUGAUGAAUUUAAUAAGUAUAGCACCAAUAGUUCUAUGUAG
Messenger RNA from Kluyveromyces lactis, 834 nucleotides. RefSeq lists its product as uncharacterized. The record is from RefSeq and is a predicted model, not a curated record. Gene Ontology annotation, molecular function: D-glutamate cyclase activity. NCBI's taxonomy places the organism in Eukaryota, Fungi, Ascomycota, Saccharomycetes, Saccharomycetales, Saccharomycetaceae. Gene Ontology annotation, biological process: glutamate metabolic process. Bases 1 to 834 code for a protein of 277 amino acids. The transcript has a single exon.